AUAAAUAGACACACGAGGCCUGCUCUCUCAGCAACACACAAACACACACAAGAACCUGCACAUCACCAUCUAGGAAGCGCAAAACACACCUACUGACCAUCGCAAUUUUCAGCUCAGAUUGAAGGUCUAGAGUCCUAGACAUGUCAAGGGUGUUGGAGCCUCUCAUUGUGGGGAAGGUGAUUGGUGAGGUGCUGGAUCAUUUCAACCCCACCGUCAAGAUGAUGGUCACCUACAACUCCAACAAGCAGGUCUUCAAUGGACACGAGUUCUUCCCCUCGGUGGUCGCCAACAAGCCGCGUGUUGAGGUCCAAGGGGGCGACCUCAGGUCCUUCUUCACAUUGGUUAUGACUGACCCAGAUGUGCCAGGACCUAGUGAUCCAUACCUGAGGGAGCACCUUCACUGGAUUGUUACUGAUAUUCCUGGGACUACCGAUGCUUCUUUUGGGAGGGAGCUAGUGAGCUACGAGAACCCAAGGCCAAACAUUGGCAUCCACAGGUUCAUAUUCGUGCUGUUCCGGCAGAGCCGCCGGCAGGCAGUGAGCCCGCCGUCGUCGAGGGACCGCUUCAGCACCCGCCAAUUCGCGGAGGAGAACGACCUCGGUCUCCCCGUCGCCGCCGUCUACUUCAACGCGCAGCGCGAGACCGCCGCCCGCCGGCGCUAGCCGCUGACCAAAACUAAAGCUGAACGUACGAAGCCAGACCAACCAACGACCCUACGUACCUGAUCUUGCAUGGACAGACGAACCUACCAUUAUUAAUCAGUGAAAUUAGCUGGCCAGGCUUUUUUUCUUCCUUUUUCUCUUAAUGCAUGUUUGUUCAAAUAAGAAAGGGUAGCUAAUUAGCUGCUUGCUUGUGACAGCAUGAGCUAGCAGCUACAACCUACUACCAGUACUUGCUGCACAUUCUAGUUGAUUUGUGAAGGUGACAAUAUGAUUGGGAGGGUUGCAAUGUUGACUGGGAACAGUGUGAGAGCUCAAGCAAUGGCUAUGUAGGAGUACGUGUCGAGUGGUGGAGGGGGAGGGAAGAAAAUUAAAGCAACGGCCAUGACUCUUGUAUUCCCUUGGCCUACUAUUCUGUCAUAUGGCUCCUCACUGGUGCUUGCAGUGUACUUUGUUUGAUCCUGUCACUACAGUUUGCUGCUUGUUUUUGUAAUGCCAUCGUGUUUACUUUUUCCUA
Messenger RNA from Setaria italica (foxtail millet), 1176 nucleotides. Its product is annotated as protein SELF-PRUNING. The coding region runs from base 141 to 662 and encodes 173 amino acids. The record is from RefSeq and is a predicted model, not a curated record. Lineage: Eukaryota; Viridiplantae; Streptophyta; Magnoliopsida; Poales; Poaceae. The transcript is spliced from 4 exons. Gene Ontology annotation, biological process: regulation of timing of transition from vegetative to reproductive phase; inflorescence development.